AUGGUUGCUGUGCUCUCCGACUUCCAACCAGAAGAAUCAGUUGCUGUUUUGGGAGCUGGGCGUGUCGGAUUGAUGGCUGUAUAUAGUGGAGAACUCAGAGGAGCAAGGAAUCUUUUUGUGCUGGAUAGCGUGAAGGAACGUCUGCAAGCCGCGGAGAGAAUCGGUUGUGUCGCUGUCGAUUUCACGGAAUGUGACGCGGUCGAGAACUAA
Messenger RNA from Sclerotinia sclerotiorum 1980 UF-70, 210 nucleotides. RefSeq lists its product as hypothetical. The transcript has a single exon. The record is from RefSeq and is a predicted model, not a curated record. Bases 1 to 210 code for a protein of 69 amino acids. Lineage: Eukaryota; Fungi; Ascomycota; Leotiomycetes; Helotiales; Sclerotiniaceae.